Scutellospora calospora is the source of this 734-nucleotide messenger RNA. NCBI's taxonomy places the organism in Eukaryota, Fungi, Glomeromycota, Glomeromycetes, Diversisporales, Gigasporaceae. The record is from the annotation of a GenBank genome assembly.
AUGGAAGGUGAAGAGAACUUUGAACAGAAAUCUCUCGUUUUUACAGAAGGCUCAAAUGAAUCCUUGACGAACGUGUUGAAUAUGACGAAUUUUUCUUUAUUAUCUUUGACUUCAGAAAUUUUGGCUGAAAUUUGUGAAAAUCUUUCACCCAAAGAUCUUUAUACAUUAACCAGAGUUUGUAAAAAGCUUCGUCAUUUUUUGUGGGCCACUUCUGGUUUUACUCAACAAAUCUGGCGUAAUUCUAGAAUAUCAAUGACCUCGCAAAAAUCUCCACCUAAAGGCAUGAGUGAACAACAAUAUAUUUGGUUGAAAGAAUUAGGCACUUCAUGCCAGGUGUGUAGAGUCCCUGUAAAUAAAUUUGAUCGAUGUUUGGUCUGGGAGUUCAAACGAGUAUGCUGCAGUUCCUGUUUGUCAAGAGAAACCAAAAGCUCUGAAGUUUUAAAAAAUCAGAUUCCUGAAAAUGUACUUUCUUGUCUUCCCAAUAUCGAUAAUAUAAAACCUCUUGAUUUUGCUGAAGCUUGCCUUGUCACUUACACUUUACCUGGUAGUCGAUGCGAAAAUUUGUAUUAUUGGGCUUCCGAUGUUUACAAAGCCUAUAAUGAAUAUAAAACGUUGAAUGAAAAUGAGAAAGAAGAAUGGAUCAAGAAUAAAAAAGCAGAAGUCGAUGAAUUUAAUCGUGAAAUUGAGGAAAUUAAAGAGAAAUUUAGGACUGAAUGUCUUCAAAGCUUAGUGAG